Toxorhynchites rutilus septentrionalis is the source of this 23775-nucleotide messenger RNA. RefSeq names its product solute carrier family 12 member 4 (gene kcc). Gene Ontology annotation, molecular function: potassium:chloride symporter activity. The coding region runs from base 1239 to 4538 and encodes 1099 amino acids. Gene Ontology annotation, cellular component: membrane. The record is from RefSeq and is a predicted model, not a curated record. NCBI's taxonomy places the organism in Eukaryota, Metazoa, Arthropoda, Insecta, Diptera, Culicidae. The transcript has 24 exons. Gene Ontology annotation, biological process: cell volume homeostasis; potassium ion homeostasis; chemical synaptic transmission.
CCGCGUUCCGUUCGUACGGUUGAAUUGUGGAAUCGGUGAGCCCUACUAAGCUGCCGUUGCCUUCCGCUGCACUGCAUUCUGGUGCUGGCGAAUUCGCGUUCUUGCACUCGUGAGCCUCCGAACAAUGGAAAGGAAAGAGGCAUGUGGUGAUAUUAUAUAGACACACACGCGCCCUCGUGUACUAUCCACAAUCCGACUAUUGUCGAGCGCGAUGCGUGUGGGACGAUUCGCGUGUUCUUCGCUGGGUCAGAGGAUAUGACGCGCCAAUAGUUGUGAUCUCACUACCCGGAUGCAUCCCCAGUGAUUGAUUGAUUUUUGAUGUGAGAAUUCAAUUUGCAGUGGGGUAUUCAAAAUCAGUUAUAAUCCAGGAGCGUAGUUUUUCCAUUGUACGACGGAAAUAAAUAGUUACCGCCCGGUGGUGUGCUUCGAUAGUGCUUUGCAUAAAGUUGAUAGUGCAAGUUAGGAGUACUGAGAAAGCAACAGCAAGUGACCACAUGUGAGCAUAACUCUCUGGGUUUCUACGUCGAGGAAAAAGUUACUCAGUUCUGCGGCACAGCAGCCGGAGGAAAUCGUGAUCUCCGCAGCGUAAGCGAACGAGGAAGUUUCACCACCGUUGUGCGGAAGUUCAAGUUGAAACAUAACAAAAAGGAUAGAAUCGACGUUCAAAGUUUACGUGCGCGGGAAGUGAAAAUGAACUUGUGAAGAUAAGAAAAUUAAAAGUGCGGAGAAGGUGUGGAAAAACAAUUGUGUCGGAAAGUUGAGAAUUGAUUGCGAUUGUGGCUGCAGAAUAGCUCCACUACAUCUCGAGAGUGCUACGUGGGAGGAUUGAGAUUCCGCGCUGAAUCGAGUCUUAAUUCCCUCCCGUACAAUCCCGUCGAGAGCCCGUCGAGAAUAAACAAGACGAGCCCGACAGUGUAGUGUUGCUUCCACUAUCGCCAUUUGUGCUCUUCGUGCUGCUCCUUUUCCUACUGCUGUUCCAACUAUCCCGCCGUCAGGAAGAGGAGGAACGUGAGCGCGAACGCCGCCACUCAACGGCGGCUUAUCUCAGCCGCCGAGACCACCAACUCCCCCAUCGCUACCAUCAUCUCCACCAUUUCCCAAUCCACCAGUGCAAGCUGUGUUCGCUCGGCGCAGGGCUCGGAUCCUCCAGAGCCAAUCAAGGAGUGGAGGAUAUCACGUCGGCCCCGCCUACCGUCACCUCGCCCCUUCUUGCCAAGGCGAAGGGCAAAUUCUUCACAAUGCCGCGCCAUGACCAGUGCUAUUCACAGUCCAUUGAGAUGGAUGUGUACGACACGGAAGGCGAACCCACCGAUGAUCAGCCUUUCGUGUCUAAAAAUGAAAAGCUGGACACCAACCUGUUCCUUUAUUCGGAUGAAAUCCAAGAGCGUCCACAAAUCACAACCCUCAUCUCGUCCCUGGCAAACUACUCGAAUACAAUCCCUGCACCGACGGAUCCCGAUGCCAAGCCAGCACCCGCCUCGGCCCGAAUGGGCACACUCAUCGGUGUCUAUUUGCCGUGUAUACAGAAUAUUUUCGGUGUAAUUUUAUUCAUCCGUUUAACAUGGGUAGUCGGUACGGCCGGAGCUAUUUAUGGGUUUUUAAUUGUGUUAUGUUGUUGUUGCGUGACUAUGCUAACUGCCAUUUCGAUGUCUGCGAUUGCCACGAACGGGGUGGUACCGGCGGGCGGGAGCUAUUUCAUGAUAUCGAGAUCGCUCGGGCCCGAAUUUGGUGGCGCUGUCGGGAUGUUGUUCUACGUAGGGACAACGCUAGCAGCCGCCAUGUACAUCGUCGGUGCGGUUGAAAUCGUGCUGACGUACAUGGCCCCAUGGCUGUCGAUAUUCGGCGAUUUCACCAAAGAUGCAUCGGCGAUGUACAACAAUUUCCGCGUCUAUGGCACGGGGCUGCUCUGCGUGAUGGGCCUCAUCGUGUACGUGGGCGUGAAAUUCGUGAACAAAUUUGCAACCGUGGCGCUGGCCUGUGUCAUCUUCUCCAUCAUUGCGGUUUACGCCGGCAUCUUCAACAACAUCGACGGCAACGAUAAGCUAUUCAUGUGCGUCCUCGGAAGGCGUCUGCUGAAAGACAUCCCGCUCGACAAUUGCACCAAGGAGGCCGGUGGUCCACUGUACAACAUGUUCUGCGAACAGGGCGAAUGUGAUCCUUACUUCAAAGAGCAAAACAUAUCGCUCGUCCGAGGCAUCAAGGGACUCAAGAGCGGCGUAUUUUUCGACAAUAUUUUCCCAUCGUUUCUGCAGGAAGGGCAAUACAUCGCCUACGGAAUGGACCCGGAACACAUCGAACCACUGGACCGACCAACGUACAACCAAGUCUACGCCGAUAUUACCACCGCUUUCACGAUAUUGAUUGGCAUCUUUUUCCCGUCGGUAACAGGUAUCAUGGCUGGCUCCAACCGCUCAGGCGAUUUGGCAGAUGCACAAAAGAGUAUUCCGAUCGGUACAAUCGGUGCCAUCCUGACCACAUCAACCGUCUAUCUGUCCUGUGUGAUGCUCUUCGCCGGAACCGUCGAUAACCUGCUACUGCGUGAUAAAUUCGGUCAAUCGAUAGGUGGUAAACUGGUGGUUGCGAACAUGGCCUGGCCAAAUCAGUGGGUCAUCCUGAUCGGUUCCUUCCUCUCGACGCUCGGUGCCGGACUGCAAAGUUUAACCGGUGCCCCGAGGCUGCUGCAGGCCAUUGCCAAAGACGGCAUCAUCCCCUUCCUUGAGCCGUUUGCCGUCUCGUCCAAACGGGGCGAACCAACACGUGCCCUUCUUCUGACGCUGUUCAUUUGCCAGGGUGGUAUCCUACUUGGCAAUGUCGAUCUGCUCGCGCCACUCCUGUCAAUGUUCUUCUUGAUGUGCUACGGAUUCGUAAAUUUGGCUUGCGCCGUCCAAACUCUACUGCGAACCCCGAACUGGCGACCGCGCUUCAAGUAUUACCAUUGGUCUCUCUCGCUGGUUGGUCUCACGCUGUGCAUGUCGAUUAUGUUCAUGACUUCGUGGUACUUUGCCCUGAUCGCGAUGGGACUGGCGGUGUUGGUGUACAAAUACAUCGAGUACCGAGGAGCCGAAAAGGAAUGGGGAGACGGCAUCCGUGGUAUCGCUCUGUCGGCCGCUCGCUACUCGCUACUCCGGCUCGAGGAGGGCCCUCCGCACACCAAGAACUGGCGGCCUCAGAUUCUGCUGCUGGCCAAACUGAAUGAAGAUUUCACGCCAAAAUAUCGCAAGCUGUUCUCGUUCGUUUCACAGCUGAAGGCCGGCAAGGGUCUCGUCGUUGUCGUCUCGCUGGUCAAGGGUGAUUUCACCAAGCGGGCCGGUGAAGCUGCCGCUGCCAAGCAGAGCCUCCGCAAGACCAUGGAGGAGGAGAAACUGAAAGGAUUCUGCGACGUUAUGGUCGCACCGAAUGUCGCCGACGGGCUUUCGAAUGCCGUCCAAACCAUAGGUCUCGGCGGCAUGAAACCGAACACGGUGAUCCUAGGCUGGCCGUACGGUUGGCGCCAAAGCGAGGACGACCGCACCUGGCAUGUGUUCCUGCAAACGGUCCGCAACGUCAGUGCCGCUCGGAUGGCUCUGCUGGUGCCAAAAGGAAUAAACUUCUUCCCGAUGUCGCAGGAUAAGAUUUCCGGAAACAUUGACAUCUGGUGGAUCGUCCACGAUGGUGGCUUGCUGAUGCUGUUACCAUUCUUGCUGAAGCAGCACCGCUCGUGGAAGAACUGCAAGAUGCGUAUCUUCACCGUUGCCCAGAUGGAGGACAAUUCGAUACAGAUCAAGAAAGAUCUGAAAAUGUUCCUGUAUCAUCUGCGAAUCGAAGCUGAAGUGGAAGUUGUUGAAAUGAUGGAUAGCGAUAUCUCGGCGUAUACCUACGAGCGAACCCUGAUGAUGGAACAGCGCAACCAAAUGCUCCGGAAGCUGCGUCUCAACAAACGGGAGAAGGAGAAUGUGGUGGAAAAUAUGGUGGAAUUCAACCAAUCCACCGCGAACGGAGAGGACCGAACACCUCUGGUACAAGCAAUCGUCGACCAUCAUCACCACAUCGAGAACAAUACCAAAACGGCGUCCAAGGUGCGAUUCGCCGACCCGACGGAGACCAAGGACAUCUUCAACGAUGAAGAACGCGAGGAAAAGAAUGAGGUAUUUAUUACUGAAUCGGAAAAGGACAAGGACACAAAGGAGGGUGACAACGACGCGAAUACUCAAAGUACCGAAAAGACGAAUCCCCAGCUCGCCAACAAUGUCGCCUCGCCCGGCAAGGACAGCAAGAAGGGCCCCGGAGACGAAACGCCCAAAUCGCCUAGUAAAGCUGGUUACCAACCUGACGAAGGUAACGUGAGACGAAUGCACACGGCUGUGAAACUGAACGAGGUUAUAGUCAACAAAUCGCACGACGCACAGCUGGUUAUACUGAACCUGCCCGGCCCACCGAAGGAAACCCACAUGGAGCGGGAGAGCAACUAUAUGGAAUUCCUGGAAGUGUUAACUGAAGGCCUGGAGCGAGUGCUAAUGGUGCGAGGAGGAGGCCGAGAAGUCAUCACCAUCUACUCUUAAGAGCCCUGCUCCCACCCUACGCCGUGCUCCCAUCGUGCACGGACAAACACAUGCUGCACACUCACACACACGGAUGUGCAGUACUGUAUCGAAUACGCUUCAACAUCGUCGUUGUCACCACCGUUGUCGUCGCCGUCGUCGUCUUGACACAACUUAAACAUUACACACUCACACAUACACUCCCAAUCUCUCGCGUACACGAACACUUUACGCGUGGUCGCGUAGCAACUCAACACACCCACACCCAUACGGAAGAGUAAUGAAUUUAAAAAAAACUGUUUUUUUCUACACUCGAACAAAAAAAAGAAAACAAAUGUUAAGAUACCAAAAAAAAAGAACAACAAAACAAGCUAGUAAUUAUAGAUAAACUGAAAAGUCUACUAGUUGAUAGGUUAUAAUAUGAAGAGAAACACAAUGGUAGUAAUCAUUAUUAAAACCAAACUAAUAACAGAGUAUGAACAACAAUUUUCACAGGUGUUAUUCGAGUAUUGCGAUAGGGUCUAAUACAUCUUACGAAUCCAAACAGUAGCAGACAAACAAACUAAAUACUUCUAACAAAAAGUCAGUGCGAAUCAAACUGAGAAACAGCAAAAGAUACAAAAACAAACGUAGGUGGAGAGAUGAUAAGAGAGGAAGGGAUAAAUAAUGUGUUCCGCUUUUUAUCUAUUUAGCCCAAUUCAAAUAUAGGACAAGGAGGAAAAUUAGAGCCAAACCGAAUCACAAAGAAAAAUUCAUUCCCGUACAAAUCGAAAGAUGACAGACGCGUUGAGUGUUAAAUCAUACACACGUGUAGGGUUUGUUACUUGUUUCGAAAUUAUUAUCCCCAGUGAGAGGCGAUAGCAGGAUUCUGAACGCGAUAAGUAUUAUUUUAAGCCAAUUUGUAUUAGUCAAUGUUGUUGUAUACUAAGCGAACAAAAGCAUGCAAAACAGAAAACGAAAUGAUUGACACACACUCAACACUUAUUUUUGUGUUUCAAAGAAGUUUUUAUUUUUAGUGAGUUGUUUUUUCAUCAUUAUGUAAUUAUUAUUAUUUUUAUUUUGUUCUCCCGUAGCGAGCGAUGAAAUGAAAACUACUGUUGCAAUAGCGUAGAAAAUUAACGAUUACGAUUGGUUGGUUUCAUCAUUCGUUUAGAGCAGAAAGAACAUCCUUUAUUCUUUAGUUGGAACGAAACUUUUGGCCCAGCGGUAAGCGAUUCAAACGUCAUUUAAACAGAAUCAAAGCCCAAAAGCAGAAAUCAAACAAAGGAGAACGGAAGGACGAACAUACGGACACACUCACACACGUAAGAAGUGCCCCUUGCUGUAUGCAAAGUACAAAAACUAUCACCACCAAAAUAUUAAAGCAACAAAAACAAAAAAAAACACUAUCUAUGAAUACUCUAAGAAAUACGAAAAUGAAAUUCAAACACGAAUCCGGAGACAGUCGCAAACGAUAGUUCUUGAAGUGCUUUGAAGUCAGCAAUGUUUUAGUUCAGGAAUCGCCCAUACUCAAAGUAAAACACUUUUGAGUCACUAGUUAUUGUCGGAUUUUAUUUUUGAUUUUUGACCCUGUAUCAUGAUUUGGCUUUUUUCCUUUUCAGCAGUCAAUGAGAUAAAAGUUUUGGCAUAGUCUGUUCUUCAUUUUUCGGAAACGGCUGUAGUUCAGAAGAUAGUGCAAAUGAGUAUUGCGUUUAGAUCUGUCGACUAUCGUGAAAUCAGUUUUUUUUUUGACGUGGGACUACGUCUAACCGGAGUAUUAGGGGGGUAAAAUGAAAACAUAAACACAGAACAUACAAGAAAAAAUGAAAGAUUCCGAAUGCUUAUAACUCGAACAUUUCUUACUGUAUCGGAAAGAUGUUUGCAUUAAUUGAUAGGGAAUAUUUCUACGCAUCUUAAUAAAAUGUUAUUUUUCAUUAGAUAAACAGUUGAAUAACAUUAAAAUGUUACGCGUUAUCUAAACGCCCUAACUACCUCGUUUUGAUUGGCCCGAUUCAUGGUUUCCCCAACACAGCCAUCAUAACCAAGCAGUCUUGUAAAAAUCGGCAAUGCAAAUACAUGAAAGUAUGGAGAUUUUUGUUCUCACCGAAAUGUGUUCCCUAUCACAGACUUCAAAACCAGGCAGUGUUGGAGAAAUCGGCAUUGCAAACACAUGAAAGUCGGGGGUAUUUUUGUUCCGGCUGAAAUAUGUUUCCCUAACACAGACUUCAAAUCUAUGGAGCGUGAGGAAAUUGGCAUUGCAAAUUAAUGCCAAUGUCAUUUGCCUCCUGAGAUGGCUAAUAAGUAUCAUACGGAAGUUUCGUAUAAGCUAGUAUUUACUUCGGAAAAACUUUCCCGCGUUACGGGACAGUCCCGCAUUUCAACAAAAUGUCCCGCGUAGGAUUAUGUCAUGUCAUUAUGAUUAUGUCAUAAUACGUUGAGCUGGUUUCAUCGCACAAACAGUGGACUUUUUGUUUAGAUAGUGUCAGCAGGAAACGACAGCAACAAAAUCGAAAAAUUGAUUUUUAUAAAGACUUGAUUUUUAUAAAGAUUUAUAAUGAUUUUUAUAAAAGUGCCCUAUUGAUCCGCAGGGACCAACGUGAGUCAAACGAAAGGUUCAUCUUUGGUCCUCUAGCUCGGUCAGGGCUUAACGUGUUAAAUAAGCCGGAAGAACUAGUGUAUGCUGGACAAGAAUAGGCAGGGUUGUUUGAUGAAGUAUCGCAAAUGAAGCAAAUGUUGGCCGAAACCUCAAUCAUGGCUGAUGAAAAGAUGAAUGUUGACAUGUUCUUUUACCUUUCCGUGGCUUUGGUAGUCAGCUAUCUCUCCAUUUUGGCUAUUCACGCCCAUCUGGUCACUUUUGUCAUUACAAUACAAGUGGUCACAACUUAUAUUUAGCUAAAGCUCAAAGGUUUUUUUCUAGAACUGGAACUACUAAUAAGAUAUCGAAUAAAUGCCAUACGUAUGGCAUGGUUGGAUUUUAUAGGAUCAUUGUCAGCGGAGUUCUGAAGGAAUAUAAGUUGUUGAAUUUCUAAAACAAUUUUCAAUUAAUUUAUUUAUCGAAAUAAUCCCAUUACGGUACAAGCUGAUUGCCCUGGAAAAUACAAUUUUUUUCAUGCUUUCAUUUGAGAAUCCAACUGGCAUCACUGCUUGUAUAUAAACAAACUACAUUUUCUGGUCGUGCUUUUUUCCCAUUGUUUCUGUGUUUUUGAAUCGUUUUUAUUUUUGUUUACAAGCUCGUGUCGUACAUUAGCGCUUCUCUGUUGCGUCUGCUCAUUUGUGUGUCGAUUCAUCGUACCGCUGAGUGUCUUUACAAGUGAAGUGUUCUCGUGUAUGAAGCAAAACAACGCGUUUUUGAGUCAGCUAUAAAUUAUCUCAUACACCGAUACAGCCUACUUGCCGGCGUUAAUCAUUGCAUUCUAUCUCAAGCGCAAUGGCUAAGAAACUAUGCGGAGAAUGUCAAACCGCCAUCAAUGAUCUUGAGCCAAUACGUUGCGGUUUUUGAGAGGCUUAUUUUCACAACAACCAGCAAUGCUGUGGUUUAAUCACACGGAACCUGAAGGAUACAUUCUCGUCUGGAAAGAUCAUGUUUGUUUGUCAUUCCUGCAGAGAGGAGUUGAAAGGACGAUCAAUUCGCAGUUAUAUAACUGAUCAACAACAAUCGGUUACAACACCUACGCUCGCUGAUUUGCCAUCACAAGUUCAGCAACUGCACGAUAUCGUUGCUGAGUUGGGAAAAAAAGUUGACGGCAUUUCGGUAAAUCCACAACGCAAUCGCUCAGUGAGUGUAGCUCCAGUCUGGCCCAGCUCAGGCAUGAAACGCAGACGUGAAGAUCGCCCUGAUGUCGAUGUGCCAAUGGCAAAAGGAAUCAAAUCGAUCGAUUUGAGCGAUCUCUCUGCAAAAUAUCGUGUUAGAAUUUCAACUAGAUUCAUUCAUACAUUGUAGACUGCUUAGAAUAAAGUAUAUUUAACGUCAAUUCCGUUCAAAAGAGUUGUUUGUUUAUUUAUUGUGCUUAAAUAUGAUAAUUUAAACUGUCCAGUUUCUAUAAGACCAUUUCAAAAUUCAUAAAUAUUAUCAAUGAAAAAUUCAAAACGAUAGGCUGAUUCACAUGUCAAUAAUUGGUAUCCUUGCCAUUUCGACUAAUAACGUUCAAAAUUAGUGUUGGAAUACUAUUUUUCAAUUUUUCCGAAAUUGCGACCUUGAGUUCUUCAAUCGUGGUGUACCGUUUUCCCCCAGUGUAGAUUCUGCGUACAAGGAUCCCCCCUAAGAUUUUCAACAGGAUUCAAGUCUGGAGAGCGAGCCGGCCAGUCCAAAAAAUUAGAUUUUGGCCCUUAAUCCAUUGCUUAGUUUACUUGCUGGUAUGAAUAGAAGCAUUGUUUUGCUGGAAUGUGAUUUUUUAUGUGACGAUAUCCACGCAAAAACGGUAGGAUUCCAGAACAUGUGCAUGUCCUUGAAUGAUGUGAAAGCUAUUUUGAGCUUUCCGGUUGCGUUGAACCUCGCCCAAACCAUGCACGAGCCUCCACCAAAAUUCCUGGUUGAAAAAUACGGUUCCUUCUUCCGUAAAUCACGCCAGUACCCGUUGAAACCAUCAGGACCAUCCAAAUUGAACUUGUUUUCAUCAGUGAAGAUAACCUAUACAUUGAAGAACUCUUCGUUAUGGUAUAUAGCAAAAUGUAUUCUUUUGAAAACAUUCUUUGUCACAACAUACCAUGCCCCACUGUCGGUUCAUGUGAGCUUUGGCAAAACUCAGACGUCUUGCAAGCAAGGCGUCUCUAUAUACACCAGGUGAAACAAUCGUAUGAAAUGCACUUUCAGCCAUAUUGAAAUUGCUGUCGGUAUUGUUUACAAACAGCAUCUGAACGCUGCCGGCGGCUCUUUACAAACUGCUACGACGCUUCGAACGAUGCCUACUAUGUUCGGCUUUCACGAAUUUAUGUGAAAAAGAAGGGAUAUUCUGUAGAAUUUCAUUCUCAUUUCCACUACUCUCGCAUGUGAAAAUGCAAAAAUGGCGUAUCCUAGCAAUAACAAAACAAACAACCCACGCUCCACAAACCGUAAUCCCCUUCCUAUUGAAGUGAUUAUGUUGCUUCACCUGUUAUACAUUGAUUUAAGCGCCUUGGUCCGAAUCAAGGCGCCUCUAUAUGUACCAGGUGAAACAAUCAUAUGAAAUGCACUUUCAGCCAUAUUGGAAAUGCUGUCGGUAUUGUUUACAAACAGCAUCAGAACGCUGCCGGCGGCUCUCUACAAACUGCUACGACGCUUGUUCGAACGAUGCCUACUAUGUUCGGGUUUCGCGAAUUUAUGUGAAAAAGAAAGAAUGAUUUUGUAGAAUUUCGUUCUCAUAUCCACUAGCGUAUCCUAGCAAUAACAAAACAAACAACCCCCGCUCCACAAACCGUAAUCCCCUUCUUAUUGAAGUGAUGAUGUUGCUUCACCUGUUAUACAUUGAUAUAAGCGCCUUGCUUGCAAGGUGAGGAAUUUAACCUUUUAAGCCCUCUUUAUGUGAGGAUUUUUUACCACAAUUUGAUGAAUUGUCACCCGAGCAGUUAAGUAGUUGAAAUAUUGCUUUAUUUGCACAUGCGACCUGUUCUAGCUAUUUCCCGCUUAUCCCGAUCAGAGAGCUUGGAUUUACGUGGAGCUCUCUUCUUCUUACCGUAUCCUUGAGGAUUCGCCAAAUAAUUGAGCACUACUUGAUUGGAUCGUCCGAUCCGACGAGAAAUUUCUCUGAUCCGAAAAACGUGCUCUCGGAAUAAAAAACUCUGUUCCGCGACCUACAUCGUAAACAAACGAAAGCGAAACUUAGCACUCAGCACGAAGAACGCUCACAAAGAGGAAAAUAAAACCACACACAGCUGUUUGUCUCUCUCUAGCGGAAAACGUGACAUGAAUUAAGUCCCGCUACUUAUGACUCACCCGUUAACAAGCCUAACUUUUAGAAAAUAUCUAUUGCAAUCUUGUGUUUGUUGUUCGUGCUCUUGAGAUCUUUCCAUCUUCAGGAGAAUCAAGACGUUUGAGGAUAUAACUGAGAAUGGAUUCUGUUCUAGAAACUUGGAUUCCAAUUAUUUCGACCGAUUCGUGUUAAAUAUCCUACAAAAUUGAAUAUAAAGAAUAUUACAAAACACUUCCUUUCGAUUUCCUGGCAUUUGUUGACGUGGGACUACGUCUAACCGGAGUAUAUGGGGGGUAAAAUGAAAACAUAAACACAGAACAUGCAGGAAAAAAUGAAAGAUUCCGAAUGCUUAUAACUCGAACAUUUCUUACUGGAUCGGAAAGAUGUUUGCAUCAAUUGAUAGGGAAUAUUUCUACGCUUCUAUCGCAAUAAUUAAAAUGUUAUUUUUCAUUAGAUAAACAAUUGAAUAACUUUAAAAUGUUAAGCGUUAUCUAAACGCCCUAGCUGCCUCAUUUUGAUUGGCCCGAUCUACGGUUUCCCUAACACAGCCACCAAAACCAAGCAGCCUAGGGAAAAUCGGCAUUGUAAAUACAUGAAAGUAUGGGGACUUUUGUUCUCACCGAAAUGUGUUCCCUAACGCAGACUUCAAAACCAAGCAGCGUUGGAGAGAUCGGCAUUGGAAAUACAUGGAAAUCGGAGGUGUUUUUGUUCCGACUGAAAUGUGUUUCCCUACCACAGACUUCAAAUCCAUGGAGCGUGGGGAAAUCGGCAUUGGAAAUACAUGGAACUCGGGGGUAUUUUUGUUCCGACUGAAAUGUGAAAUCGGCUCAGCAAAUAAAUGCAAACUGCGAGUACUUUUGUACUCGCUUGCCUUUGUGCAAACUAGAAUAUGUUUCCUUAAAACGGUCUUCCGGGGGUACUUCUGCACUCGCAUCUUUCAGAAGGAAACGUUAAAUAAAAUAAUCGUUUGAUAAUUCUCCCGUUCACUUGUUUUGUCCUAGGUAUCAUACCAAACGUAAAAGACUGUCAUUAAAUUUACUUGUAACGAAGAACAUAAUCUAUCACAAUGCAUGAAUUGACCUUAUAUGGAAUUAUACAAUCUUUUUACCCACAAAGCAAAUAUAUUGAAUUCGGGAAUUGUUUCAUUCAAUAAAAAAUUUAAUCAAAACAAACAAAUGAUUAUUACGCUAAAAUAGUCCCACGUCAACCUUGCGGUUAUAUCAUAGAUAAAACCCACCCAUUUUUUUUCUGAAUUACUGUUUAGCAAUAAUUAGACAUUAUGCUCAGUAUGAGUUACUAAUAGCGAAUUCGUUUUUAAAACUGAGUCAGUGCCAAACUGACUCUGUGAUAAAAAAACGUUUUCAGUUUCACGAAUGCGGUGGUUUGUUGGUGUGCGUUAGAUAGUCUGAUUUGUUUAUAUUUGCGAUGACAAAUGUACAGUGUCGACGUCUGGUGGCGAUAUUGGUGCUUGGGAGAUAAAUUAUUCUCUAUCAGAUCAUAAGGGCCAAGUUUUACUUCAUAUUGUUUGAUUACCUAACACCUGUAGUUCUGACACUCACUCAACCAUUUUCCGAUGCAUUUCCUGUUUGUUCCACAAAUUAUUACUAUUAUAAUAUAAAAUCCUCAUUCGACACAGCUGGCGUUCGAUAUGUUUCUGCGAUAUCGGAAAAAAACCUCUUAUUUCAUCACAUAAAAUAAAUAUUUUAUACGUUAAAGUAAAUUUUCAUUCAUAAUUUUGAUACUGAAAGCAUGUUUAUUCCACCUGAAUAUCCAUCAUUAUUUUCGCCUCCCAAUAAAAGCACACGUAGCUUAAUGCCGUCUACGCGAAUAUACUCUUCAAAAUCUGAAUCCGAAUUGGAUUACGAUUCCAAUAAUACAAAAACAAAAGCUUCCGGUUUUCCAUUUCCAUAGUCUUCAUUUUUAGAUUUUCCAAAACAAUACUCGGAACUUGACAGUUUAGUAUAGUUAUAUUGGUGAACCCGAGUGCCAACCCGUGAAACAUCUCAGUGCGAACUGCAGUUAGUGCGACACUGUAUAAAGUAUAAACUGAAGGCAGUGUUGCCAGUGUAGCGGUUUGUUUCUGUGUGUUUCUACAGGUGCGGUCGAGCUCAGUCCGUUUUCAAGGGGUUAUAUUUCAAAGCAUCAAUAAACAUUUACUAGCUCCCUUGAAGGCAGCUAGAAUUGGAGAAUAAAGAACAAACGAUUCAGAUUGGGCCAAAACUUCUAUCAAUCUUCCAAAAAAAUCCCAAGGUAGAACAUAAAAGACAAACAAAAUCUCUUAACUGAAUGAGAAUAAUGCAUCUAGAACACACGAGAACAGUAUUUUCGACGAUUAACAUACUAGAGACUGCCUUUUUCCUCUUUCUUAUCGAACUAUUUACUGCAUUACAACAGUACAAGCAAAACAUACUUUUAGAGUGGAGCAGCAAACCGAAGUGAGUCAUACUCAUAAAAUGUAUUCUAUACAAACCAAAAAACACUAAAAAUGCAAAUAUAAAAUCUAUUUCACAAUAAGACGUAAAAUUGACAAGAAAAUCUGUGAAGGCAAUAUCGGUCAAAGAAGAGCAUCAUUUCAAGAGUUGAUGAAACAAAUCAGCUCACCCACAUACAAAUUAACAAGCGUAUUACGGUUUUACGCGGAGAUAAUACGAUUCAGAAAUGAACUCAAUACGCUAGGUAUUGAGUUACAAACAAAAUCCUACAUGAACCAUUAGUAAUUAUAUAUCUAAUAUGAUUAAAUAAAAUCUCUUUUUCGCAAAUAUAUAUAUAUAUAUAUAUAUAUAUAUAUAUAUAUAUAUAUAUAUAUAUAUAUAUAUAUAUAUAUAUGAAGAAAAAAAACACGACUGCUCCACACGCAGCGUCAUAUAUAAACACUUAUAUAUAUUUGAAAGAAGAAAAGACACACUCAAGAAAUUAACAUAAUUUUAUUACAGGUUAUUUUGAAGAAGAAGAGCGAAGAGCGCUGGCGAACAGCGCCAGCGGAAGAGCCAAAACCAUAUUUAGGUUGAAAGUAAGUUCAAAGAGUUGAGAAAUAACCUAAUACUAGAACUAUAGACGAUAAGUACUUCCUUUCAGGAAACUGAGUGUUAAUUAAAACAGUUGAUUGAAGAAAAGUUAUCAUAUAACAAAUUUUCGUAGGGUAAUCAGUAAAAAAUUAGAUAAAUUAAAUCCAAAACACAACCGAAAAGUAAUAAAUUUAAUUAACAAAAAAAGAAACUCUCAAACACCAAAGCGAUGAUCAAAGAAAGACUUUAGCAAGUGUUGAUACUCGAAGCACAAUCACGAAGACAACAUGAGGAAGAGAAGCGAGCUAACAAAAAAAAAACAAAGAGGAAAAAGCGGAGCGGUGAAAGUUUUUCUUCGAGCAAGAAACUUGUGGUGUUUUGGAAAAAUAUAGCUCAUUUACUGUGAAAAUCAAACUUGAAAGUACUUAAUAAAUACAAAACAACAAGUGAACAAAUAACCCGAGGCGCAGCACUGAUGACAAUCUACCGAAGUGGUUCACUUCGGUUCAGUCACAGUCUGUUCUUUUUUGCGCUCGAGGGUUGGUUAAGGUGUAAUGUAAGGCAGAAAGUAGUGGUAAACAAAUAGCGUUAGAAUCCUCCAGAUAGGACACAAAAACAUUCACACAUAUUCGAUGCAUUUCCGGUCAGUUUUUAUCCCUUCAAUAUCGAUUUCAUGAGAGAGAGAAAAAACAAACCAUCGCCCAAAUGUAUUACUUCGUGUUCUGCCGAAAAUAUACAACACAUGAACAUUUCUUUGAGAACUAUCGUUAGAAUUCACAAUAGAAAACAGAAUAAGUUAAGAAAAUAAUAAAAAAAACCGAAUCGAACGAACGUUUGAUUGUAGAUAAACGAAAACAAAGUUCUUGCAACUAUCAUACAUUGUAGCAUCUAAGGGCGCGAACAAACUGAAUCAACAAAAAAAGCUAGAAGUGAACGAAACGAAAAACAAACAAUUUUAAGAUUACUGAAACAAAAGCACACUUAGCGUAUUCUCAAACCCUAAGGUAGUUCGGACGCUGGGGCGAAUCAAAAAUAUACAUACUAAUAUCGGGACGAUUUGAAUGAAUGAAUCAAAAACAAAACCUGAACCAACACAACAACUUCGAAAAGCAAUAAAAGAAAGUUUAACAUGAAUUGGUGCGAAUCGGUAAUCGGCUUGAAGAACAAAAUAAAUAAAAAAAUGAAGAAAACGAGUUCGGAUAGAUUGCGAAGGUGUCUGUUGAAGCCCCAUAUUCCCCAUAUUCAGUUUUCAAGUCAAAAUGGUGCACUUAAUUGUUUUACGCGAUUAUACUUUUUUCAGAUUCAAUGGGUGGCAAAAAAAAAGAUUCAAGAAGAGAGAAUUCCGGAAUCGAAAUCGUGCAACUGUAUCGGAAUCAAUUGGAAUAUCCUUGCAAUUCAAAUGUUAAAAAUAACCAAUUUUACCUAACCUGUUUCUACUACAAUAACACAAUCAAACCAGAAAGACUUGAGAUACAGCGCCUUAUUUUUUGCUGAAACCCACGCUAUAACAUCAUCUCACAAGACAUGAAAUGGAAGGACCUCGAAACGGGCAAUACGUUUGUGUUGAUCAUUGAGUGGAUGUCGGUCUUCCUUGUCAUAGCACUAAUUUAGCCUAGAUAACUAGCAGGACGUUGAGUUCGUCGUGGCUGAUCUAGAGGCACUCUGGGCCGUUUAUUCCCCUAAAAUUUAACUAUAAAUGAACACUGAUGGAGCAUUAGAGUAGGUACCCACUUGUCAGUUCUGUAGACAGAUUCACUCGUGAGAAACCUUAUCAAGCAGUCUAGAGCCGGGAUGCUGUGUGUUGACACAACAAAGCUCACAGGAUCACAGGCGUUUCAUCACUAACAUUUCGAUCUAGUCGAUCUAUGGUGCAUGCUAUGCUCCUUUGCUCUCGAUGCCCAAAAAGUUACUCAAAUGGAGAAUUCGAACCAGACAUUUUCACGGUAUUAUGCGACGCCGUCAUUCUCCGUCUUCCAUCUCUACUACACCGUAGACAGUUUGCAGCACCUUCUGCAGUACGAGACAACUUUGUGCAGAGGCACACUACUAUUUCGCAUGGUACUUCUUCCAGAUUGAAUGCGUCUCUGGAUCUCCUUGUUGGUGUUGUUGUCAGCGGUCACUAUUGAUCCCAAAUAUUCGAGCUCAAUAACCACCUCAAGCUCGUCGCCGCCUACGAUGGCCCUUGAUGGUGAGCUAAUGUUGUUCUCCAUAGAGCUUCCUAUUUUGUUUUGACUAUUAAUCAGUAGUCCAAUUCGUCUAGCUUCCGUGAAGUAGCGUAUCACCAUUUUUGGAAGAAUGUCGGGAUUGAGAAUUGAACUCGUGACCUUCAGCGUGAGAAGUAUACUGCGCCACAUCGGCUCCACGAUUUCGAAAGAUGGCAACGUAGAAGGACAGUGGACGGCCAUCAAGAACGCCUUCACCGAGAGUAGUGAAAAUAACUUGGACCAGCUGCGCACCCGGAGGAAUGGGUGGAACACGGAUGGAAUCUGACGGAAGAUUGAGGAGCGUAGGGAAGCUAAAACCGCAAUUAAGCGGGUGAAAACCAGAGGAGCCAAGAACAAAGCCCGUCAACGGUAUGCGUUCUGCAGAAGGAAGUUAACCGCUCCUGUAGACGGAACAAGCGAGCGUGGGCGGACUCCCUGGCUGAUGGUUUGAGUAUUUCGAAUAACUUGUUCACGUUUCGACGUCCAAUCAACCAUCAACAUCCCGGCAGGAUCCGCCAAGGGUUCGGCGCAUCACUCGUGUCAACUCCGAGGCUCAAUCGCUGCAUGAGAUCGAACCAGCCAUCCGGAGUUUGAAAUCCAACAAAGCUCCCGGGGUCGAUAGCAUAUUAGCAGAGAUGCUCAAAGCUGACCCUAUGCUAUGCGCACGAAUGCUGUAUCAACUAUUCUCGAAUAUCUGGGACACCGCGACAUUUCCGAUCGACUGGAUGCAGGGCGUUUUAGUGAAGGAUCCUAAGAAGGGGGAUACAACUGUGUGCGAUAAUUGGUGAGGCAUCAUAUUACUGUGUAUUGUACUGGAAGUUCUGUGCAAAGUUAUCCUAGAACGGGUACAAGAGAAGAUCGACGCGACUCUCCGAUGACAGCAGGCAGGAUUCCGAGCCAGAAGAUCUUGUAUGGGCCAUAUUGUCACGCUCCGCAUCAUCCUGGACCUGGUCAACGAAUUCCAAGAGUCCCUAUAUUUGGUUUUCAUUGACUACGAAAAAGCUUUUGACCGACUCAAUCACGAAAAUCUGUGGGGUGCCUUGAAACGCAAAGGAGUUCCAUUUAAAAUCGUCGACCUCAUCGAAACGCAGUACGAGGCUUUCACGUGCAGAGUCCUGCAUAAGACAGAGUCCGAAGAUUGCUGAUUCGUGUCCUGUCACGGUCGCCAUGUGGUAAGUGUUUUGUUGGACUUUCGGUUUAAAUGAGUACACACGAGUGUUCGUUGUUUCACGUGUAUUCUUAUAACCCUUUUUUUGGACAAACAUUUGGCUCAAAUACUAGUUUACAUAUUUUGCUUAACUCUACACAAAAAAUCAUUUGUUUAUUACUGGGAGAAGCAUCGCACCAAAAGACAAACGAAGAGAGAGAUAGCUUGCGGACGGGGAAGUAUAAUUAUUUUUGGGUUGAGGGUUGAGGAAAUUCGAUAAUUGAAUUUCACUAGGUGUGAAACGAGAUUAGGUAGUGUGGGAAAGGAUGAGAUGAAAAAGGGAUCAUAACGCCUCAUCCGACCCAAUCUCGCCUGAGGCAAGGAUGUAUACGAUCACCGCUACUGUUCUUCUUCUUCUUCAAUGGCACUAACGUUCCUAGAGGAACUUCGCCGUUUCAACGUAGUAUUACUUGCGUCAUUUUUAUUAGUACUUAGUUGAGAUUUCUAUGCCAAAUAACACGCCUUGAAUGCAUUCUGAAUGGCAAGCUCUAGAAUACGCGUGAUCACAGUGCAAGUCGGAGGAAAUUUCUUUGACGAAAAAUUCCCCCGACCAGAACGGGCCGCUACUGUUCCUCUUCGUAAUUGACGAGAUCAUGGUGGGUUCAUUGACCACGUACCGAUCCGUGGGCUUUGGCAGCCUGUUAUCAUGGAACAUUUGAACGACACCGAACUGGUUGAUUACGUUGUACUACUAGCACAAUGGCGCUUCGAUAUGUAGAGUAAGCUGAAUGACCUUGCCGAACGCUCCUCUGCGACAGAUCUCAAAAUCAACGUCAACAAGACCAAAUCCUUGGAUGUAAACGUGGACAAUUGCCCCAAAUUCACAGUAGCGAAGCAAGCAGUGGAGAUCGUAGAAAGCUUUCAAUGUCUUGGCUGCCAGAUAGCGUCGAAUGGCUGCUUUUGCGAGAUUACGAAAUGUGUGAAAAUCCAACCAGAUUAGUUUUCACGCCAAAAUCUGAAUCUUCAACUCGAACGUUAAAUCCGUAUUGUUGAAGGCCAGCGAGACGUGGUGUGUAUCCGCGGAGAACACCCAGGAGCUACAGGUCUUCGUCAAUCGAUGCCUGCGGUACAUAACUCGUGCCUGGUAGCCUCACAACUGGAUCUCGAACGUCGAGCUCCAUCGUCGGUGUCACCAGAAGCCGAUAUCAACUGAGAUUCGAGAACGUAAGUGGAAGAGGGUCAACCACACACUACGAAGGAGCGGAAACGAAAUCUGCAAACAAGCACUAUAUUGGAAUCCGGCAGGACGUCGCAGCAGAGGUAGACUCAGAGGCCUGUGGCGACGCAGCCUCAACAAGGAAAUUAAUCGAUGCGAAUUUGACCUGGGCCCAGGUCAAGGCUAAAGCGAGCAGCCGCCCAGGGUUGAUUGCAAUACAAUUGAAAGAAUUCCUCGAAGCGACCGUAUCCAACUGCCGUUAGAGAAAGAUAGCAUCAGCAGUUGAUCGGAUCCGGAAAUAUAUCUUCGAAUUGUCGGCAAAUGUAUCUCGGAGUUCCUCUAGAACCAAAAAAUAUCAUCGGAGUAGAUUAUGAAAACUACUGGACCCGAAUGGGUUAUUUGUGUGAUUCUAGAAAUUGCUCCGAACGGAUCCGAGCUGUUUUCUCCGACUGAAACAGUUAAUCGCGGUCCUUUGAGGUAAGAUUCGAACCAACAUAGCAAAGUCCUAAUGAUACCUAACUAUGCCAACUUGACGAUAACGAUCUCGUGAUAAAUCUUGUUGAAAGCGACUGUUAAAUCGGUGUAGAUAGUGUCGGUUUGGAACCUUUCGACCACGCUGUCGACGACGUAAUUGCAAAAAGGGAGCAACAUAUAUCCGUGUUGAUCGCUACUUAUAUAGUGCUUGAAGAACGAGGACACUGAAUCCAUAGCGAUCAAUUUAAACAGUUACGAUACAGCGGAUAGGUAUGAAUUCCCUCUGUAGUUGCCAAUAUUCCACUAAUCGGUUUUUCAUAGGUUAAGAACAUCGUGGCAGACUUCCAUAACUUCGGAGAACGACCAGUAGCAUGAUCUGUUCCGCGCUUAUGCCGAACCGACUGAACUUCGAAAGUAGGAAUAUUGCUAGUAGCUGUAGAAAUCUGUUCAGAUGAUAGCGCACAAUCAUCAAACACACUUGAACAUCCGUGAACAUACGAACAUCCCGAUUAUCAGCAUGAUCAGAUAGUGUGAAACCAAUGACUAUGACUAGUGUCUUCGUCACGGGUUCCCAUAUGGUUGUAUGGAUCGUACACCAGCCGUAUUUGAAAAAAAAAGAAAGAGAGACAAACAGAGAGACAGGAGAGAGAGACUGUAUCAAAUUUCUUAGCUUAGAGUAGCUUCGCUUCAAGCCACUGCACGUUUCCUUAGCACUUUGGGGUUUGAGCCGCGGCGCACGGCUCUGUCGAAUCUGAUACAAAGUUGAAAGCUUUGAGCGCAUGCAUACCGCUAAUGAAUAGUGAGCCGGAAAGAACCACCCAUCGGUGAGAAGAUAAUCAAUUUGGCUUAUGAUUCGUAGAUCAUGGGAUCUACACAUGGCCUUGAUGUUGUCUAUGCAGGGGAAGAAGCUACAUUGGUCUACCAGACCACAAAGUUCACACAUAUUAUCACCGGUUUGUACAUGGCUUCCUUCCCGAUCUGAGCGUUCAUGACCCCGAUGACGAUCUUGAGGAUUCUAUGCGAAAAGCUGUCGUAGACAACCUCCAGCUUCGCGUAAAACAUUUCUUUCUCGAUAAUGGGUUUUCCUUUGACAUUUCUCUUAUCGUCUUUUUUAUGCAUUGGAAAAUAAAAAAAAAAAUCAAGGCAAAGGGAACAUACAUUCCCACAUAAAAAAAUAUUUAAAAACAGUGGAGUGAAUAAUUCAGUUUUUUUUUGUAAUUGGGAUUGUGGGAUUCCAUUCGGUCCGACGGAGCACAAGAAUAUCAGCUGGAGGACCGCCCACCAGCGAUGACACCAUUUUGUGCAGCACGUUUGAUCGUCUUCCUCCGACCGUUUAUCUCCUCCGAACUGGACUGGAUUUCCUGGUCCAUCUAUAUGCCUCACCAUCCAAGCCUUCACAUGGAGGAAUUGCACUCGUUAAGUACCUUAUCAUGACGCACAACGCUUCGUGGAGUCACAUCAAAUGAGUGAUGGCACCAGGAACAAUCUGGGAGUGCUUAUGUAGACCAGACGACGAGACAUUGAAAACAAUUCUGUUAGAAGGGGAAUUUAAACGCAGUACCGCUCACCUACGUUCUAUUACUACUAUAAAACAAACUCGCUUAUUUCUGGGUAUUUUUUGGGGAACAAAAUUCUAUUAUACCCCGGCCCAUGAAUAUACUGGGUUGAUUCCGGGAAACAACUUGAUCCAAAAGUGACUGUUGUGAUGGUGAAGGGUCUUGUUGAAAGCUAUGUGGUUGAUUCUAGUAGUUUUGUUUGACAAGGUGAAGUAUAUGGGUCUUCAAAACAUUGUAAAUAUAGAACCUCGUGUAGUAACUUAUAACUAUUGGAAAAACAUCCAAAAAUCAUAUCUCGGGAAAAAUAUUUAAACCUUUAGAUGACCAAAUUAACCCGGGGAAUCUCUGGAAGCAGUGCUGAAUACACUCAAUAGUUCUGUUGGUUGAUCAUGUAACAAAAACAUUUUCUUAUCAGAAAAGAGGAUCUCACAACUCGCAUACCGCUACGACAUCUUUGAACUUCUGUUACCUUCUGCUUGCCAAUGAGACGGUGAACGCGUUGUUCUCUGUAAGCUUUAAGUCCAAAGUUCUUCUUCAAAAUACGUUGCAUGGAUGACUGAAACAUUCGCAUCUACCAGUCGAACUCACUUCCCGAUAACAUGGGAUUUCGAGACCCUCUGUUUGCCAGACGAGACGAAGUGUACCAAACUCAUUGGACACGAGAGUGCAGAAUUCAGAUACGAAACAUCGCUUCUCAUCGCGUUUCAUUUUACACACAUCAAAUUUUACCGCCCCUUUUUUCUUCGGUCGUUCUGGCAAAGCAUAAAAACAACAUCGCUGCAUCCAUACCAACCGUAUGUGCUUGGGCGAAGAAGAAUAAGUUAACAGAGAAAGCAAAGGCACGGAUUCAAGCGCGGUUUAGAAAAGAGGUUCAUAAACACUGUGCAGUAACGAUGUUCACACCUUAAAGUGAACAAUGUUGACAACAAGAUUUUUCAUCUAUGUUUCGGUGCGUGUUCAUUCGCCAAAGCGCAUGUGUAUACAAGGAGUGAAGGUUCAAUUGAGUACAGAACACUUGUUGCAUAUCAGCACCGCGUUGCAUUCUGAAGACUGCAUCUCAAUCGCACAAAUGAAUCAAUUUUUAAUGCAGACACACAAGUCAUGUUGGCAUUUGACUACACUGCAAAAUAAAAUUACUGAAAUGUUUGUUUAAUUUACCCAUUUUGAAUAAUACAGUUUUGAGAAUCGGUGGCAGUAACCCUGUACAUAUACGAGGGGGGUUCGAUAAGUACUUAGCCUCAUCGCCCGAUGGUAUCAGUAUCGCAAAAGAGAUUACUUAUCGUGUAGUACAUUCUCGUAAACGGCUACUGUCAAAAUUUCAACCAAAUCGGGCUCGUAGUUCUAUUUUGACCGUGUGUGGAAGUGGGCGUGUUUGCGGAUUUUAGAAAAAUGGAAAAAAUGGAAAUUCCGCCGUCGCCACGGCCAAAUUGGUCGAAUUGCACUACGAACUGCUGUCCCACCCACCGUAUUCUCUAGAUUUGGCCCCGUGCGACUUUUUUUGUUUCCAAACUUGAAAAAGUCACUCGCCGGGCAGAAAUUUGAGUCGAAUGAGGAGGUCAUCGCCGUAACGGAGGCCUAAUUUGCAGACCUCGAGAAAACGUACUAUUCAGAUAGAUUAAAGAAGUUGGAGCAUCGCUGGGUCAAGUGUAUCGAGCUAAAAGGAGACUAUGUUGAGAAAUAAAUUGCCACUUUUUCCCUUGUUUUUUCGUGGACUAAGUACUUAUCGGACUGCCCUCGUAGUCUACAGGUCUCGCGGAGAAUGGCUUAAGACGUAUCAUUCAAAUAUACUUUGUGGUCGAUUUCAUGUUUGUAAUCUGCGUUAGUACCACGAUGUCCAUGCAACUAAUUCUUCAUUGAUUCAUCCUUCAAUUGAUUCCGUACAAGUGCAUUAUUAUUCAAACGAUCAUAAAAUAAACCAAAAUCAUCGGAAGGGAAAACGGCGCCGCCGCCUCAACCGUAUGUUCCGCCGUUGCAAUGUGAACGAGAAGAAUGUGACCAAACAUGCAAGGGUUUUCAUCACUGCCGUCAACUUUAAUGAAAUUGUAAAAAUAACAAGCAAGAAUUAAAUAAUACGAUACAUACCAUUAGACUCCCAAAUUGAGAAAAACUUAUAACGCUCGUUUAUCCUACCAUUAACCAGCAGCAACAUGUAGCUGAUCAUUUUCUUAUUGAAGCAAGAUAAAACUAAAAACAAUUGUGUACAUAACGCAAGACCGCGAGAUGCAGCACAAAAUUUUACGAGCACCCAUUUUCACAUGUAGUAAACUCGCAACACAUCAAUACUUCUAGUCGAAAACAAAUCUAUAACCCGUUUCACCCGUUUGUCUGCUUGAAUCAGAAAGAAAAAACUCAGCUAUUUCAAAACCAUCUUUGAUAUUGAAAAGAAAAAAAAGAAAAAGUCUAGUCGAUAAUACCCAUUUUUAUCUGGAUGUUAGCACAAAUACAGUACUUUCUACCGUAGCCCAGAAUCAUAUUCGAUUUAAAAUAAAAAGAACGAAAAAUAAACAUACCAAUGAAUAACCGUGUUGCCAAAUGCGAUCUUGCAAACCAGAUAGAGUUCACAACGGAAACAAAAACCAAUUCUACUUUUUACGAAGGUAUAUCAUGUCAAAAAAAUUACACACCUGAGCGGAAGUUAGACAACAGGCAGGAUAAAUCAUUAGAACAGAACAAUUCCAAUCAAUUUGAAACGAUCAACUUACUAGGGUACUAGCAAAAAAAAAGUGAGAGGUACAAAUUUUCUUCGUACCUUUCUGUCAAAUGUCAGCACAUAAGAUGAGAACCGUUUUGGGAGCGAAACAAAUCAGUAGAUUUUUCAACGUGAAUGCAGGAAGCAGGCUCAAAGAGCCCGAAGCGCGAACGUGGGAUACCCAGAACCUGACUGUAGAAUGAGCGAAACACUUGCCUAGCGUAGCUGCAGAUGAACACAUGUACACACUUUCACUCACACAUGCGAACAAACAUACACACUAUACACAUUUGCCUAUAUUUACUGAAAGAUGAUUAGGUAAACAUGAUUACUUUAUACGUAUAUCUGUUAUUGUUGAUAGCAAACUGAUUUAAAGAUUUAUUGCAGAAUUUAUCUUUUGUACGAGAGCAACACAAAAAAAGAGUCGUCUAACGAUUUGUUGAAAUAAGCCGUUUUAUUAUGGAUAUUUAUUAUAAUUAGUGAAUUAGCAGAAAAAAAAACUAAAAAACAACAACAAUCCUCCUGUAAUCGAUCAAACGCAGAAAGAAACGUAGCUUUCUUAUACGAACAAUACUGAACUAGACACAGCCUACGGAAGGAAUACAUACAAAAAAAACAAGUCAAGCAAACAUGGAGAAGGCAAACAAAAAUAUUAAACCACCACUACAAUUAUUCGAUAAUAAUUACCAAACAAUAAAUAUAGAGAUGACAGAACCUGAUGACGAAGAAGAAAUAUACCGUAACAUGUAAGACAAACAUUGAAAAAUGAUCAAACUGAUUCUUAGCUGCUAGACGAAACAAAACAAAACAAAAAACUCAUUAAAAGUCACAUUUGUCAGGAAAGCAAAAACAUAACCAUGGAAGAACACAAUUUAUUAGAACUAAAUGGAUGUUAGGAAUUCUUUGAAUUAUAAAAAAAAUAUGCUAACAGAUCGAGCAGAACGGAGAAUAUAGUAACACGGAUACGAACACACAACAGUUUCGUGAGAACAGUUGAGAACAACAGGAGACGAAAGCCGUGGAAGGGGGCAAUCAGUCAAUGAGAUUUUGCGAUGAUAUUAUUAAAAGAAAGGAAAUAGGAAAAUAAUUGGAAAUUAUACGAC